This is a messenger RNA of Scatophagus argus, 3728 nucleotides long. It is a transcript of the gene kpna1, whose product is annotated as karyopherin alpha 1 (importin alpha 5). Gene Ontology annotation, biological process: postsynapse to nucleus signaling pathway; NLS-bearing protein import into nucleus. The transcript is spliced from 14 exons. Gene Ontology annotation, molecular function: nuclear import signal receptor activity; protein binding. The coding region runs from base 289 to 1905 and encodes 538 amino acids. The record is from RefSeq and is a predicted model, not a curated record. NCBI's taxonomy places the organism in Eukaryota, Metazoa, Chordata, Actinopteri, Scatophagidae. Gene Ontology annotation, cellular component: nucleoplasm; nucleus; cytoplasm.
CAGACCGGGAUUCGAACCUGUAACCCUCUUGCUAUGAGGCGACAGAGCAGCAACAGGGCGACGACAUGACGACAAAUAUGUUGACUGUUUAACAAAAUGAAUAGCACGUUUUGUAGAUUUUUCUAACAUGAACAGUUCUAAAGCAAUGGGUGGGACGGUGUAAAGUCGGAGCCGGGAGGGGGGGCAUGCGUUAAAUAUCACGCAUGCGCAGUUACAUACCGGCGACGGCUGUACAAACGGUGGCCUAGCGAGUAAGGGGAUUAAGAGCCCGAUUUGACAGGCUGCACAAUGAGUCAGGGUAAGGACAAUGCACGACUCAAGAGCUACAAGAACAAGUCCCUCAACACAGAUGAAAUGAGAAGAAGGAGAGAAGAGGAAGGCCUACAACUCCGCAAACAAAAGAAGGAUGAACAGCUGUUUAAGAGGAGGAAUGUUGCCACAGUGGAGGAUGAUGGCAUCCCAGAAGAUGAUGGGAUGGCUGAUAGCGGCUACCUUGAAUCCCAGGCUAACAACAUGGACCCACUUACGGCUGGGGUGAUCUCUGAAGAUAUGACUCAAAUGAUCUUCUCCAGUUCACCUGAGCAGCAGCUUAUAGGUACUCAGCGUUUCAGAAAGCUCCUUUCUAAAGAACCCAACCCACCCAUCGAUGAAGUCAUUGCCACUGCAGGGGUGGUGGAGCGCUUUGUUGAGUUCCUGAAGAGGAGAGAAAACUGCACAUUGCAGUUUGAGGCUGCAUGGGUGUUGACCAACAUUGCAUCAGGUACAUCCCAUCAGACUCGGGUGGUGAUCCAGGCAGGAGCUGUGCCCAUUUUUAUAGAGAUGCUUAGCUCGGAUUUUGAAGAUGUACAGGAACAGGCAGUGUGGGCCUUGGGAAACAUAGCAGGUGAUAGCACAGAAUGCAGAGAUUUUGUCAUAGACUGCAACAUUCUGCCUUCCCUGGUGCAGUUGUUGGCCAAACAGAAUCGUCUAACGAUGAUGAGAAAUGCAGUGUGGGCACUGUCAAACUUGUGCAGAGGAAAGAACCCACCUCCGGACUUCACUAAGGUGUCCCCGUGUCUCAGUGUGCUGUCAUGGCUGCUGUUCGUCAAUGACACAGACAUCCUGGCUGAUGCAUGCUGGGCACUUUCCUACCUAUCUGAUGGCCCCAAUGACAAAAUCCAAGCUGUUAUUGACUCUGGAGUCUGUCGCAGGCUGGUGGAGUUGCUGAUGCACUCUGAUUAUAAGGUGGUAUCCCCUGCACUGCGCGCUGUUGGGAACAUAGUCACUGGAGAUGAUCUACAGACGCAGGUGAUUUUGAACUGUUCAGCACUGCAGUCCCUUCUUCACCUCCUGAGUAGUCCCAAGGAGUCUAUCAAGAAAGAAGCCUGCUGGACGAUCUCUAACAUCACUGCAGGGAACCGAGCACAAAUACAGAUGGUGAUAGAUGCAGGUCUGCUGCCUCCUCUCAUCACUAUCCUGCAGGUAGCAGAGUUUCGCACAAGGAAGGAGGCAGCCUGGGCCAUCACCAAUGCCACUUCGGGGGGCUCUGCAGAGCAAAUAAGGCACCUAGUGGAACUUGGUUGUAUAAAACCUCUGUGUGAUCUGCUCACACUGAUGGACUCCAAAAUAGUUCAGGUGGCUCUAAAUGGGCUGGAGAAUAUCCUGCGACUGGGAGAACUGGAGGCCAAGAGGGGAGGAGGCAUCAACCCUUACUGUGCUCUCAUUGAAGAAGCCUAUGGUCUAGAUAAGUUGGAGUUCCUGCAGGGCCACGAGAACCAGGAAAUAUACCAGAAAGCUUUCGACCUGAUUGAGCGCUACUUCAACACUGAAGACGAGGACCCGUCUCUGGCUCCCGCCGUGGAUCUGCAGCAGCAGCAGUUCCUCUUCCAGCAGUGUGAGGCCCCGAUGGAAGGUUUCCAGCUAUAAUGCCUCACUCCCUCCGUGCUCCACCAUCAUUCUCACCUCUGCUCAUUUCUCUCACUCUCUGCCCACUGCCAUGAUCAAGGGUUACGACUGCCCUCGGCUCCCCUCCUCCUUUUCCCUCCUCAUUGUCAGAGAGAUCAAUGUAAUCAUUAUCAUGAUUAUGAAAAAUGUAACAUUAUGGGAGCACGUGUGUGCGUACGUCCAACGUGGGUCACGUUCUGCAGUCUUGUCAGCCAGUUUGUGAAGGUUUCACUCAUCAUUCUGUCACCUCUGCGCCUGAACGCCACCUAUCUGCUCAGGCUCAAGCGUCGUCUUCUAGUAGAUUGUCCCUGUAACAGCCCUACCGUCUUACGUUUUGGAUUUCGUCCUCAGCUCAUCCCAAAUUAAUAGCACCUCUUCCGGUAGGAUUGACGAUGCCGAUCUCUGAUUAAACGGGAGUUUGUAGGACUGCGCUGCUUGUCUGAUUGAAGCAUUAAGGACUCGCAAGACAGACAAACAUUUUUACCCCACCGCCCCACCCACACACAAACAUAGAGAAGAAUGAUUUAACCUAAACACUGGACUGACUUUGAGACGUUGACCACACAUUUGUGGUCUUUGGACUGAACUGCCCACAUUGUGGCCAUGUGGCCUGUCCCAACCCAAGGACUCAACUGACCUCUACAAAGGCACUUAAUUGACCCAAAAGAUGGAGGAUGAAUUCCCUCACUUCCUCUCUACGGGCAAUGAAUAAGUGACCACAGAUGGACAAAUUAGGGACUUGACCGUGUCGCUGAGGGGUGGAGCUUGUCUGUGACAAACAAGGCUGCUUGCGUUCUCUCCUGGAUCUCAUAUCAUGCAUUCCUUUAUCCAGUAACGGGAUUUCCCACCUGUACAGGCUCCAGCCUGAAGAGUUUAGACUGCCUGCCGCCUCUGGUGUGAUGUGAAUAACCCCGUGGAACCAUGGGAAUUGGAGUCUUCCCUCGCACUGAGACAAUUGGACAGACUUUGACAAGACAAAACAGACUAAUUUAACUCUGGAAUUUGUCCAGCAGGAGACCAGCGGGAAUUUUUAUUAUCUUCAAAAAUUUCAUUUCAUUUGCAGCACUUUAGUUCAGGACUGACGCUUGCUCUUUGAGAAUAUACCAUAGUUUUUACAUUAAUAACUAUUUAAUUGGUUGAUGACAUGGGUCUGCCCUCCUCAGGAAGUGAGGCAUUAAGAGAUAUGGUCUGAAUCCUCUGUCCCCUUCUGGUAUGAAAAGGAUUACAAUGUACUUCACUGUUUACUGCUCCCACAAAGGGACUCAAACAGAUCGUGGACUGAAACUCUUAGCACACUAAUUACAAUCAGUUAAUCAUGCUGCCUCAUCAGAGAUGGAAAAACAUUAUUGUGACAAAGUAAAUGAGAAAUUUUCUUUUGGAAAAUUGGCUGUGAGCAGUCUUAAAACAAGAUUUUUCAACGCAUGUUCAGGUAGUAUUUUCCAAUAUAUUAUGCCAAAUCAUCGGCACAUGUUUUGGCUAUUGGGCUUAACGUUGGUCUUUUUUUAAAAACUUAAUAUUUUUUAGUUGGGGUUUGCAUCUCUCAUGUUGCUGAUGGUGCCAUAAUCCUUAUUCUGCAGAAAUCCUUCCAGAUUAUUUCAACAAAUAUCCAGAUUAAAACUUGAAAAUACUGGUGAUCUCCUUAGUUAGCAGAACUGAAUGUUUGUUUACCAAGUCCUCUUUACAUUGCUUACUUUUGUCGAAAUCUCUGCAAGAGAUGACCAGCGCUACAUGUUAAUUACUGUUUGUUGUACUGAGUUUGUGCAGCUGUCCCGUUAUUCCAUUUGCAUAAAAGCUGUUUCAUGAAA